Molecule: messenger RNA, 3740 nt
Organism: Myxocyprinus asiaticus (Chinese sucker)
Lineage: Eukaryota; Metazoa; Chordata; Actinopteri; Cypriniformes; Catostomidae
Exons: 2
Coding region: 240-1106 (288 amino acids)
Molecular function (GO): oxidoreductase activity
Source: RefSeq, a predicted model, not a curated record
UUGAGUUGAAGCUGGAGAGUUGUGAAAUAUUGUUAGAUAAGGCUGUUACAGACCUCCUGUAUGUUACAGGUAAAACGUAGGUAAAUUACAAUAGCAUUAUUGUUUAUGUGGAAUAUAUCAUUAGUAACAUUUAACUUGCACAGCACAUGAACUCUGACCAAGUUCUUUUAUUGAUGUCAUUGGAAACAGUUUGUCUCCAUUGUUUCUAAGAACUUUUAGGGUUUACUCCUUGUCUCCUGAUGACAGACAGUCAGCCAUUUGUACAUCUCAACACUGGCACUCGGAUGCCUCUGUUGGGUCUGGGUACAUUCCGUUUAAAGGGACAAGAGGAAACCUACAAUGCUGUGGAUGCUGCUUUGACAGCAGGUUACCGUGCUUUUGACACAGCCGCAGUUUAUCGUAAUGAAGCACACAUAGGUCAUGCCCUCCGUUGCCUGCUUCCUAAGCAUGGACUCUCACGAGAGGAUGUUUUCAUAACCAGUAAACUGGGUCCCAGGGAUCAGGGCUCCAAAGCAAAGCAUGGCUGCCUGAGGAGUCUGGAGCAGUUGGGACUAGUCUACAUUGACUUAUACCUUAUUCAUUGGCCAGGUACUCAGGGGCUGCCAGUGGGGGAUACACAAAACCCUGGAAACCGUGCUCAAAGCUGGGGAGUUUUGGAGGAAUUCUACUCCGAAGGAAAGUUUCGGGCAAUUGGGGUAUCUAAUUACACUAUAGAUCAUAUGCUGGAGCUUCUGAAGAGUUGUAAAGUCCCCCCGGCUGUUCUUCAGGUGGAGUUCCACCCAAAGCUGGCCCAAAAGGAGCUGAGAGGACUGUGUGAGGAGAGAGGUGUGUGUUUUCAGGCAUAUUCCUCUCUUGGAACAGGAGUUCUUUUGUCAGACCCUGUGGUUCAGGAUGUAGCAAGAGAGUGUGGGAGGACAUCAGCCCAGGUUUUGCUGAGGUGGGCUGUACAACAGAAUAUUCCAGUAUUGCCAAAAUCAAGUCAGCCAAAACGCGUGGAGGAGAACAGGCAUCUGUUUGACUUCGAGCUUGGAGAGAAGGACAUGGAAAGGCUCUCUGCUCUUGAUUGUGGGGAGAAGUUUUGCUGGGAUCCCACACAAGUGUCUUAAAGACAAUUAAAGGGAUAGUUCCCCCCAAAAUGAAAAUUUUCUCAUCAUUUACUCACCCUCAUGCCUUCCCAGAUGUGUUUGACUUUGUUUCUUCUGCAGAACACAAAUUAUGAUUUUUAGAAGAAUAUUUCAGCUCUGUAGGUCCAUACAAUGUAAGUGAAUGAUGACCAAAAUUUUGAUGCUCCAAAAAGCACAUAAAGCCAUCAGAAAAGUAAUCCAUAUUUUCAGAAGCGAUAUUAAAGGUGUGAGUGAGAAACAGAUAAAUAUUUACGUCUUUUUUUAGAAAUUCUUCUUCCUGCCCAGUAGAGGGCAAUAUGCAUGAAGAAUGUGAAAACACAAGAAGAUGAAUGUGAAAGUGAAUGUUAAAGUGGAGAUUGACUGAGCAAGUAGGAGAAUUUGUAAUAAAAAUUGACUUAAAUAUUGAUCUGUUUCUCACCCACACCUAUCAUAUCGCUUCUGAAGACAUGGAUUAUACCACUGGAGUCAUAUGGAGUACUUUUAUGCUGAUUUAUGUGAGUUUUGGAGCUUAAUUUUUGGCACCCACUCAUUUGCAUUGUAUGGACCAAAAGAGCUGAGAAAUUCUAAAAAUCUUCAUCUGAGUUGAAAGAAAGUCAUCCACAUCUGUGAUGGCAUAAGGGUGAGUAAAUGAUGAGAGAAUUUUUCAUUUCUGGGUAAACUAUUCCUUUCAUUGACAAAAACUCAAAUUAUUGCUUAACUGAUCAAAAUUCCAAGGUUCACAUGUUAUUGUGACAAGUGCCAAGGCACAAAUAUAAGUUUUUUUAGAGAUUAGCUAGCUGACUCAAACUUGCUUGACAAUUCAAUAGUUAAAGGGAUAGUUCACCCAGAAAUGACAAUUCUCUCAUCAUUUACUCACCCUCAUGCCAUCCCAGAUGUGUAUGACUUUCUUUCUUCUGUGGAACACAAAUUAAGAUUUUAGAAGAAUAUUUCAGCUCUGUAGGUCCAUACAGUGCAAGUGAAUGGUUGCCAAAACUUUGAAGCUGCUAAAAGCACAUAAAGGCAGCAUAUAAGUAAUCCAUUCAACUUUAGUUUAAUCCAUGUCUUUUUAAGCUAUCCAAUCGGUUUCAGGUUAGAACAGACGAAAAAAAUCUCAAAUCAUGAUUUCAAGCUCGAUUACACUUCCCAGUGCUUGACACAUACGGAGAGUGCUUGAUGGUGCUAGGAAGAGUUAUCAAGCUUGAAAUCAAGACCAUCAAGGAGACUGCUGAUGUCAAGUUUUAUAGUGAAAAAUGAGUUAUACUUUGGUAUGUUCUCACCUGAAAAAUCGCUUUUGAUCGCUUAAGAAAACAUGGAUUUAACCACUGGAGUCAUAUGGAUUAAUUUAUGCUUCCUUUUUGUGCUUUUUGGAUCUUCAAAAUUCUAGUCAGCAUUCACUGCAUUGUAUGGCCCUACAAAGCUAAUAUAUUCUUCUAAAAAUCUUAAUUUGUUUUCUGCAGAAGAAAAAAAGUCAUACACAUCUGGGAUAGCAUGAGGGUUAAUAAAUGAUGAGAAAAUUGUAAUUUUUGUGUGAACUAUCCCUUUAACUGUGAGUUAGAAGUUCUGAUGCAAUGUAAAAAUAUUUUACUCGGACUUUUGUUGAAAACAAUUUAGACAUAAACAAGUUGAAAUGAUUACAGAGAUUAUUUACUUCACUCUAGUUGACUGGGUUAUACUUUGAGGAGUGGAGUUUUAAGCUGUAUGUCCAUGUGCAAUCUCUGGACCACAGAUAGAACAAAUCAACAGAACAUAACAGAACUAAACUCAGUGCAUUUGAUGUACAUUACCAAACACAAACAUUGGGAAAGAGUAAUAUUUGCUUAUAACAUUUUUGUGUCCUGGCCUAAUUCUCCCCAUUGGCCCUUCUCAGUCAUGGCCUCCUAAUAAUCCCCAUCCAUUAACUGGCUGUAUCACUCUACUCUUUCCUCUCCACCAUUAGCUGGUGUGUGGUGAGUGCACUGGCGCACUAUGGCUGCCGUCGCAUCAUCCAGGUGGAUGCUGCACACUGGUGGUGGUUGAGGAGAGUCCCGUCAUCUAUGUAAAGCACUUUGAGUGUAGUGUCAGAAAAGUGCAACGUUUUACGCAACAGGUGUAACAUUCAUCCAUUCAUUCAUUCCACUUUAGUGAGAAAGAAGCACAACUUGAGUUCAAAUGAUGGGGUGAAUUAGGCUUUUAUUAGAAUAUAUUGGUUACAAACAUUAACAAAGUAAAAUAUUGGUUACAAACAUUAACAAAGUAAAAUAUUGGUUACAAACAUUAACAAAAUAAAACAUCAUCAGAACAAAAUGUUUAUUGUAUUGAAAAACUAAGUUAUCAAAAAUUACAUUUUCAAGUAAUACCAUUAAUGAUGGUGUUCUCUGUUCUUGCUCUCUUGGGUAUAUAGACCCAUUCUUGUUUUUUGGCUCUUGGCUUUUCAGUGUUGAAGCCAUUAUGCCUGUGGGUUGUAGACCAUUCCUGAAGGUUUUUAUGACUCCAAGAUAAAGGCCUCCCCAAAGUGGUCAAAGUCCCUUGACAGUAUGAACCCUGUAUGUGCCACUGUGGAUAAAAAUGCUACCAAGUUCAUGUUCUUGUACAGAAGAUUGUCUAAAAAUAUUGUUAAAAAAAUCAUUUAACAGUGUACAAUAAAACUCCUCAGACUUC